Paraphaeosphaeria sporulosa is the source of this 1365-nucleotide messenger RNA. RefSeq lists its product as uncharacterized. The record is from RefSeq and is a predicted model, not a curated record. The transcript has 2 exons. Lineage: Eukaryota; Fungi; Ascomycota; Dothideomycetes; Pleosporales; Didymosphaeriaceae. The coding region runs from base 119 to 877 and encodes 252 amino acids. Gene Ontology annotation, molecular function: protein heterodimerization activity.
CCUGCACACCUGCGCAAACCGAAGACGGCCGCACACGAUGCGCCGCCUGCUGCCCCGGUAACCCGUGACGACACACUGGACCUCUGCACACUGCCCGGCAGCCUCCACGCGCGCCGCCAUGUCCACCAACGACGUCUACCUCGCCCUCCUGCGGCCGGCGGUGCUCGACAUAUUGCGCGCCGCUGGCUUCAACGGCGCAAAGCCCUCCGUCGUCGACACGGUCGUCGAUCUCACCGCGCGCUACCUCACCCUCCUCGCAUCUCGAACCGCCUACAACGCGUAUUCAAACCACAAUGACCUGGAACCCGAUGUCACCGACGUGCGCAUGGCCAUGCAGGACUGCGGCCUCCUCGUCCCGACGCUGACCACGGCGGAAGAGGUCUGGAAAGAGAUUCUGCGCAAGCCCCUCGAGGAAUAUGAAGAUGCCGGCGCGCGCGCAGAGGAGGAGAGGAGGCGUGAUCGCCAGGACACGGCUGAUGUCACGGCCUUCAUUGACUGGGUGCAAGGGAAGCAGAACGAGGACAUCAUGAGGAUAGCGGGCACACUGAAGCAAAAGGAUGCGCCCACCACAGCGCUUACCGCGCAAGAGGAACGAGACACACAGGAGAUGGAGGACUACCUCACCACGCUCAUGAAGAAGCACAGCAAGACUGGCGUCGACUCACGAUACCAAGGCACCCUUAUCGGCAAACCAGCUGAGCUCCGCCCCAUUAAGAUCGAGGGAGGCGCAGAAGAAUCCAUAGAAGAAUGGUGUCACAAAGUCCGGGAGAGGGCAGCCAAAGCCACCGUCACACCGCGUGAAAACGUCGAAAUGGAAGACUUAUCCGAUGCGAUCGAUUCUCGGGAAAACUCGCAGGACAUCGCCAUGGAGCUAUAGCGCCUUGCGCUCGAAUCCUGCCAGCAUAGCGAAGGCGUUACGAGGUCAUGGGAUGGCGCAUAUGGAGUUCUAGUUGGCUUGGGCGGAUUUGAAUUUGAACUUGGAUUUGGAUCGUGUUCAUCCGAAAAAAACGUCGCUGCAGUAGUAGGUGCCAUCUACUUGGCAUUGCGGAGCAUCCUUAAUUCGGGCGUCACUUGAGUGGUACCACGGCGAGACGCGUUAGGUCACGUCUUGUCGUCCUUAUCUUACGCAGUCAGUCGAAGCAGCGUUCGUGAAAGACGACUCCUGGACUGGCAGCAAUCGACCGUUCGAGUACAGUCAAAGAAACUGCUAUCCCAAAGUCACAUUUGCUGUACUCUUGGGCAUACAGUGAAUUCCAAAUUGAAAAAUGUCCAAGCGAUUCAAGCUUGAGUGCACGCAUGCAAUCUUCAGGUUGGUCCUGUCACUAAACAACGUGUCAUCGACAGCCUUACGUAAACUGGACAGGA